This is a messenger RNA of Teleopsis dalmanni, 1615 nucleotides long. Its product is annotated as venom protease-like. The transcript is spliced from 8 exons. Lineage: Eukaryota; Metazoa; Arthropoda; Insecta; Diptera; Diopsidae. The record is from RefSeq and is a predicted model, not a curated record. Bases 48 to 1577 code for a protein of 509 amino acids. Gene Ontology annotation, molecular function: serine-type endopeptidase activity. Gene Ontology annotation, biological process: proteolysis.
UACAAAUAAUAAAAAUCUCAAAAAGCAUAGAAAAGUGAAAAAUAAAUAUGAAAUUGCAUAUUAAUAUAUUGUGUUACGCCUUUAUUGGUUUAGCAUGGAUUACGCCCAUUUUUUCACAGCGCUUCAAUCAAAGACCAGCUCAACAGUACAACUGUGUUACUCCCGAUAAUUAUUAUGGCUAUUGUGUUCUCCUGAGUUAUUGUCCUCAAAUUGCAAACAUAUUUCAGACAACAAAUCGACGUGUUGCCGAGCAGUAUAUUAUUGGGCUACAAAGAAGCUGCGGUACACGUAAUGUAAAUGGUGAUCCAGUGGUGUGCUGUACAAGACCACAACAACAACAACAACAACAGCAACAAAAUAUCAGAACAACGCCAAAUCCAGUAACUCAACCAACAAAUCCAUUUUUUCCAACAGGUCGACCAAUAACACAGGCACCAAUAACGCAAGCACCAAUAACACAACCUCCGACCACAACAACAACAACCACACCACAGCCAAUAACAUCGGCACCACUUAUUGAACCAAAAGGUACCUACUGUCGUGGUCCUGAUAUACGCGAAGGUUCAUGCAUAGAUCUUAAGAACUGCCAGGAACUUGUGAAUGAACUUUAUGCUAAGCAGAAUGAUCAAACAUUUGCAAAUUUCUUACGUGCAUCAAAUCGUAUUUGUGGAGCUACUGGUAGCAUUGUCUGUUGCCCAACUGGCACAAGUCAGCAGUUAACAACUACUCCAACACCCAGAGUGAACAGCAAUGAAAUACCAACACGUUUACCGACAGUGACUGAAGGUUGUGGUUACACCGCAAGUUCCUAUAAAAAGAUUGUGGGUGGUGAAGUGAGCAAGAAAGGUGCUUGGCCGUGGAUAGCUUUGCUUGGUUAUAACGAUGAGUUGUCUUCAUCUCCUUUCAAGUGUGGUGGCACACUCAUUACGGCUAGACAUGUGAUAACAGCAGCACAUUGUAUACGUAGUGAUUUGAGUUUUGUGAGAUUAGGUGAACAUGAUUUAUCUACCGACACUGAAACUAAGCACGUCGAUAUUCCUAUUGUUAAACAAGUGGUAAACACGGACUAUAAUAAACGUAACGGUCACAGUGACAUUGCACUACUAUAUCUUGAACGAAAUGUGGAAUUUAAUGACUUUAUAUCGCCAAUUUGUUUGCCAAAUACACCCGAAUUGCGGCAAAAAUCAUAUGUAAGCAGCACUCCAUUUGUAGCAGGUUGGGGUAAAACAAUGGAAGGUGGCAUAUCGGCUAAAAUUCUGCAAGAACUACAAAUUCCCAUCUACAAAAAUGAUGUAUGCAGACAAAGUUAUGCUAAUGAAAAGCGACUUUUUACAGAAAAUCAGUUCGAUACCGCUGUUAUUUGUGCUGGAGUAUUAUCUGGCGGAAAAGAUACAUGUCAAGGAGAUUCUGGCGGUCCACUCAUGAUACCAGAGCCUUACCAAGGUAAUGUGCGCUAUUAUCUUAUAGGCAUUGUGUCGUAUGGUAUUGGUUGUGCACGUCCAAAUAUUCCAGGUGUAUAUACAAGUACACAAUAUUUUAUGGACUGGAUAAAUGGAAUGGUAGCAAAUACUCCAUGAAAAUUUUUAUUUAUUUAUUUUUCUUUUUUUUAAAUUUU